AUGGAGGGAAGUUUCACGAAACUGCUUAUCUUAGGUUUGUACCUCUCUCCUAAAGUCUACAUUGUGCUCUUUAAAGCUUUUUUUUUCAUGUUUUUUCCCACUUUUUAUUCAUGAUUUGACAUUUACUUUACAGGCACAUUUCUUAUUAUUGUGGACGUCAUCCCAAAGACAGGUAAGAAAAUGUGUUUUCUCUAUAAAACAAAGUAGUAACAGCGUUAUAAUCAUAAUUAAUUAAAAAAUGACAGCUGAAAGUUUGUAAUGAUUGAAAGUUAAGCUUUUUUACUCGUAUUUGAAACACUUUGGUGGUUUAAUUACAGGUGUUGUAACCUGAAACGUACCUGCGAUGCAAAAACUAUAUUAGGAGAUACACUGAAACAUUUGUGGUUGUAUUUGAGAGACUAAUAUCGACCAUUUCAUUUAAAAAAUAGGCUCCACAUACUACAUCCAAGAGUACAUCCUUGUCACUAACACGAAGUUGACCUGGACUGAUGCCCAAAGCUUCUGCAGAACCAAGUACACUGACCUGGCCACCAUAUCGAGUGAACACGACUAUAAUGUUGUCAAAUUAAUGAUCAAAAACUGGACCGAAGCUUUCUGGAUCGGUCUGUACGAUGAUGUCGACAGCUGGAGAUGGUCUCUUCAGAUUCAGAUUCCGAAUUUCAGAAGUGUGGUGCAGGACUACAGGCACUGGCAGGCAAACCAGCCGGACAACGCAGAGCAAAGAGAGUACUGCGCCUCCAUGAUGGGGGACGGCUUCUGGAGGGAUGACAUCUGCUGGUUGGAAAAGCCUCAUAUUUGUUACAGAGGUGAGUCCAGCUUUUGUCAACUGAAAAGAAAGAGUCAAAUCCCCCAUAAAUGUUUCUUUAACCUUAAAGACCUGAUCCUCAAUUCUUCUGUUUUUCUUCAUAUAGAUGGUGAAGGUGAUCAGUACGUUCUGAUUGUCGAAAACAAGAACUGGUACAAUGCUCGAAACUACUGCAGGCAUCAUCACACAGAUCUGGCCAUUGUGAGGACCUCGGAUGAGAACCAGAUCCUGAAAAGCAGACUACAGGACAACCAGAAUGUCACAGAGGCCUGGAUCGGCCUGCACCGAGACUCUUGGAAGUGGUCGAAUGGCAGCUCGUUUCUUUUCAGACCGUGGCAGGAACACCAGAUUAACAAUCAAAACAACUCUCGACCAUGUGUUACCAUGCGAAACGGAGGAUGGAACAACUGGGCGUGCAGUUCCACAUUCAACUUUCUCUGCCAAAGUACGUCGAAAAAACAGAUCUCGUGAGAUAUAAUGCUUUCUCAACAGCAAAUUAGAAUUUAGACAGGGUGAGCAGGACCCUGAUUUAAUGCUACCAUAACUUUCACGAUUUUGGCGUUCAAGACCAGCCUGUGCAUCAGACUAAAGAACUGAAAAUUGUUGUUUUUGCACCAACGUCAACAGACAGAAGUAAAAAAAAUUUGUGGAAUCUGGUCAUCACUCCUGUGUCCCGAAUUUUGAUAAUUUCUCAAAUAUCUUAUUAAUUACAGUAAAAUCCCAGUGUAAGAACCACCAGUAUAUUGGAUACAGUAAUUUUUAUGGUGUCUUGAGGACGUUCAUUGUAUUCAGCAAUGUGCUGUUUUUAUGCAACUGCGAAGCUACUUUUUAAAUAUGUUAUUGCCACCUUGCCAUGCGUUCAUAGGACAGCCUAUGGUAGAUAGUUGAUAGUUGUGAGGUAAUUUUCCUAAGACCUGUGCCACCCUUUAGACUGGUCAUUCAUUAUCUUAAAUCGAAGAGUCUUUUCAAUCAAAACCAGCUCUCUUUAGGGUUAUUUGCACUAAGUUUAACAAUGUCUUUUUAAAAUACAUGAUUAUAGCCGAAUGAGGAACAAAAUUCUGGCCUGUCCGGGUGUGUACCCAGCAUGCUUUAUUGAAGUGAUUGCAUAUUUCUUUGAACUCCAUCUACUGGGUAAAAUAAUGUACUACAACAGUAUCUGUCCCUGCAUUUUGAACCAGUGAAUAGGAAACAUCUAAUUUUUUUAAAUGACAAAACAGUAAAAAUGUGCCUCAUACACCUGAUUUUUAAGACAGUGUGUCCCAUUAGUUCCUAAUAAAAUGCUGCGGAAAGUACAAAAUAAUUUUGCUGAUUUUAAGGUCCAAUUCCUACCUUUUGAAAAUAGUCAGCAUCACCUUGAAUUGGCUCAUAAAGUAGACAAUUUUUGUUUUGUUUCUCAUUUUCUCUUCUUUUCCACAGAGAUAACAGUUUCUGAAACCACUCCAGCUCCAGGGACUGAACCUGCCACCGUCCAACCAGGUGGAUAAAACAGAUCAUUAAAAAUCUAUUGAUUAUUGUCCAGUUAUGAAAGAUGUAUG
This is a messenger RNA of Xyrichtys novacula (pearly razorfish), 2340 nucleotides long. NCBI's taxonomy places the organism in Eukaryota, Metazoa, Chordata, Actinopteri, Labriformes, Labridae. The record is from the annotation of a GenBank genome assembly.